AGUAUUUGUUUGUGUGUGUGCGUUUUGUGCUUUACGUCGGUCGUCUCCUCGUCGGCGUCGUCGCCGUCGAACCGCGAUAACCACGGCUGGCCGCGGUCGCGCUCGCCGUUGGAUUUACCCACGAACAUGAAAACGUCUCUCGACAAUUGUUGUCCGCAUUUGUUAAAGAAUGUACCUAUUCACGAAGUGAACCAAUAUAAUUUCAGGAUAUAACUGAAUUUUUCGGCCUGCAGUGGUGGGGGGCGUGUAGAGGGGAUGAACUGAGGUUUUACGCUGAAAUUACAACUCAGUCGGCUUUGAACCGCACGUUGGGACGUCGAUCCCGCGCACACAAAAGCUCUUAACAUUUGUCACAUCACUUCAGAGCGCCUGUUUUCAUUCGCCAGUCUUGGGUUUAUGGAAAAGUUCGACACGUGCGUGCGUCCGUGCGGUGGAAAAAGCUGUGCGAACAUUUUCCGCGCUCGCGCUACUUCGUCGCAUCGCUUCGCGGCAAACAGCGAUGUUCUUCUACUUGGAUGGACUUUGAAACGAAAUUUUCCUAUUUAAAAUAACACCUCUGCGUGUUUCGUUGUGCCGCAGCAGCAGUUACCAUCUUAAUGGUAUCGAAAGCAAACAAUUUUUUUAAGGACAAUAAAUCGAUUAAGUUUUCCCGAACUUUAUUCGGUCGUAAACGAUAUAGUUUGUGAUUGUUAAAUUGACAACAACAUUUGUAAUAUAAUUUAGCAACAAUCGAAUGGUUUUUAUGUGUUACUUACCAAAAUAUUAAAUAAUAAACCGAGUGACUUGUUCUAUUCAUCAAAAAAAUACCUACAUAAUUAAUUUUGUUUGUGUGUGAGUUUUGUGGAUGACAUUUUAUUGUUUUUGUGGACUUAGGGGAUGAAAUUUGUACCCCGCGAUAUCAGCCAAUUGCUCACCUAAGGAAUGACUGAAUGUUGGCCACAAUGGCAACUGUGACUUCCGGGCUCUUAUCACCUAAUUCUUAUGGGUUGAAUCAAGAUCAGGUAGCAGCCAAGAUGGCUGCCGAGUCCCGGGAGCCUGAUUUCGACCAUUAUCAUCACCGUUCGUCGAUGUUCCGCGCUUCAAAUCCGCCGCCCUUGGCUUCUAGCGAUUCCGAACCGGAGAUGUUUCCGUCGUCGACAAACUCCUCGAAAACGUCGGAACCGAAGCGGAACAAGCGGAAAAACUUUAAACCGCGUUGCUCAAACGUUUCGUAUUCGGACACGGAAAAUAACGAAGCCCUCAAUCUGUCCGAGCUCUCGAACAACAACAAUUUGAAGAAUGUGAGACGCAGAAAAACACUGUCCACGAGGAAGAUCGUCGUCGAUACCCGUUUCUCACCCAUGGAUCUCAGUAAGUCGCAGAACGAUACCGACAGCAGCUCGGACGAUUCGGAAACGUCCGUGAACGACGCGGUCGAAAAUUAUUUCACGGAAAACGACGGCGAUAAUGCGGAAAACGAGGAGGAGUCGUACGGAAGCGAGAGGGAGACCGAAAGUCGGAUACCGUCCAGUUUUUCUAUUCACAAUCUCUCGAAACCUCACGUGUCGGAAGUGGGACUCAGUCAGGGACAGGUCAGCGAUAUGAGGGAGUACGCGUUCAACACCAUGAGGGAACUACUGGGCAUCUACGGACUCACGUCCGAGGUUGCGGAAUCCAUUUCACGACAGUUGCCUAUUGCGGCGUUUAGUAGUGGUAAAAUCCUAGAAAAUUUGACGCUGAAUCCGCCGCGCAAACUAAACCAAAGUCCGCCUUCGCAGCCGCCGACUCCGCCCAGUACGCCACUGUCACCGAAGGCUCAUGAUGUCCUAAACACCAAGUAUACCUCAUCGUCCGUACCUUUUCUACCUAACCUAACGAUAACUCAAACGUCUAGUCCUAGUAUACCUCACAACUCUAACCAGAGCUGUCAGAGAGGUCCGCUGGACCUCGAUACGAAAAAACGCAAGAUCUCAUCCCACUACACGAACGGCACUGCGCUCAAUUUUUCGCACAUAGACGUCGAAAGUAUGCGGAUCAAGGGCGGCUCGGAAAGCAAUUCGGGUGACCCAAAAUUGAUUGGACAUUCCAGCCAACACAGUCCUGGGGUAUGUUUAAAAACUGCUUCUCAUUAA
Agrilus planipennis (emerald ash borer) is the source of this 2111-nucleotide messenger RNA. RefSeq lists its product as uncharacterized. The record is from RefSeq and is a predicted model, not a curated record. Gene Ontology annotation, molecular function: DNA-binding transcription factor activity, RNA polymerase II-specific; RNA polymerase II transcription regulatory region sequence-specific DNA binding. NCBI's taxonomy places the organism in Eukaryota, Metazoa, Arthropoda, Insecta, Coleoptera, Buprestidae. The coding region runs from base 930 to 2111 and encodes 393 amino acids. The transcript has 4 exons. Gene Ontology annotation, cellular component: nucleus. Gene Ontology annotation, biological process: regulation of neuron differentiation; positive regulation of transcription by RNA polymerase II.